UCAAUAUACUUCCCCUCCUCUCUGGCACCAGUCUUGUGCGGUCGCCACAAAGCGGUCUCCCGCGAUCGUAUUGGCCAGUCGAUCUCCUCCCAUUUUUCUCAGCGGCGACCACGACUAAAAAUUCCUCGUCGCCUUAGCUUCCGCGAGCUGCUCUACGUGCCAGGGCUGUUCCAUGAGUUGCAAUCAUGACCCGCGGAUCAACACCGCGUGCGCCCCUAAAAAAUUAAUCCUCGAAUGGCCGUCUUCCAAAUUCUAGCAGAAGCAUAGAUACACAGCCUGAUCAAGAAAGAGCUCCUGAACAAAGCCUCCAAGAAUCCAAGCCUCCGAGACUUCUUGUGCCAUGCCGCGGCAACAUGUUGGCACGGCGCCGGCCACCGUCCCCGGCCGAUCGGCGCGUGCUGCUCUAGCGGCUGGGUUCAUGCCUGGGCGCGACAAGAAUCGCGCUGCCACCGCCGACGAUGCCGACGACGACGUUGCUGGCGCUCCUGGCGGGCAGCGGUGCUCGUGCCUGCCGUUCUGCUUCUUGGGAGGCAGGGGAGCGGCUUCCGGCGGCUCCGGAGCCGCGCGGGGUCGGAGACGGCGCCGCAGGUUCAUGAACAGGCUCUCGUGGUUCUCCUCCUGGCCGUGGCUCCAGAAGAGCGGCAAGAAGGAGGCGGACGGCGACAGCAAGAAGAAGAAGGGGACGAAACGGAGGGGGAGGCGGAUGCUGCUGCUGCUCACGACGUCGCUGCAGGCCAAGAAGGCGCUCGCGUCCGUCGUCUCCGGCAACAGCACCCUGCUACCGGCCAAGGUUAGCAGUUUCAGCGAUGCCAAGAAGGAAAACAACCGCAAGCCACGGCCAACGGCAGACGACAACGCGUCAAGCGGCACCAGGCAACCGCAAGCCGCUACGGCAGCGACGAGCACCAGAGGAAGCACGGCGCCUGCUCUUGCUCGGCAGGAGACGAGCCAACCGUGCCCGAGACCAACCGACGAGCCGCCGGCGGCCAGCCGCGUCUGGCGAGCCCCAUUGAGGCGCCACUCGCUUCAUCAGCCCGACCACACCGAGCGGCCGGCCGGCGCCGGUGGCCUGUGGACGGCGGCGACGACGCUGGGCGUGAUCGUGCUCUUCGGCCGCGUCACCGCGGUGGUCUUCCUGUGCUCGUGCCUGUACGGCACGCGCUUCGUCCGGUCGCGGGUGACUGGCGCCAGUGCCAGUGCCAAGGCCAAGAGCAGUGGCGGUAGCAGCAGUAGCCGGCGGUUCGGUGACCCGGUGGGGGUGGCCGCCGAGAAGGCCGUGGAGCUGUCCACCACGGAGGAGUGCAAGAAGGUGGUCAUGGCAGGGUUGCUCGAGAGGGCCGACAAGAGGCCCUCGUCGCGCUUUGGUAGGUAAAAUCACAAGCUGACGUUGUAAAUGAUGCCAGAUGCCAUUUUCUGUUGGGAGUGUGAACAAUUUUGGUGGCUGGCAUGGUGCGCUGGUGGUGAUACCAGUAUUUGUUUUUUGUUUUCUUCUUUGGUGAAUUUGGCAUGGAGGAGAGCUCUGUAAUUCUGUGUACGAUUGGAAUGGUUUUUGGUUAUGCUCAA
Messenger RNA from Phragmites australis (common reed), 1563 nucleotides. RefSeq lists its product as uncharacterized. The record is from RefSeq and is a predicted model, not a curated record. Bases 341 to 1372 code for a protein of 343 amino acids. The transcript has 2 exons. Lineage: Eukaryota; Viridiplantae; Streptophyta; Magnoliopsida; Poales; Poaceae.